AUGGGCAUAAUGUUCCUUGCCAACGCCUUGUGGAACGAGCUCUGCGCGCGCUGGUUCUCCCCCGGGGUUCGUUCCCUUGCGAACGACCAGGUGGUCAGCGCUGUAAAGGCCAUACCGGCGCUGCGAACCUUCUCCACGGGAUUGCAGAGCGCCGGGGCUUCCCAGGCUGCUUUUGCUUCCCGGGGGUCGGGGCCAACCCCGGCGCGCGAAGAAAGGGCACCUCUUCCCCGGAGCCGGGAGAGGGAAGGUCCCCAAGGCUCUGUUGUGAAGGAGCCGCCGGAGUCGUCAGAGGACUCUGAAGGUGAGGAGUCAGAGGAGUCUGAACAUCCAGGGUGCGCUGCUAAGUCCGACCCGGCUAGAAGGCCUCCUGAGCCGGCGGCACCGCCUAGGCCCAGAGAAGCCGAGGAUCCACCCAGGCGCCGCGAGACCGAGGGCGAUCGCAGGCGGCCCAGGUCGGAGCCUAGAGAAGAAGAGGACCGAGGAAAGAAGAAGAAGAAAAAGAAAAACAAGGAUCGCAGAGGAAACCGAGCAGAAGAGAUGAGUAGUGAAGGACCGAAAGAGUACAGCAGAGAGGAUCCAGAAGGAUGGAACAGCUUGACCCUGAGGAAAGGCCAAGUCAUAGAAGCAGAGGUUCCGGUGUCGACAGACGUCACCAAAGGAGAGGCACCAGCUGCUUUCCUGGUGCAGCGCGUCUCCAUCAACGUGAAUGGAGACCUUGUGCUGGAAGCGAGAAGCUUAGGAGCAGGAGAUCAAGAACUGUCCCGUUCUCUCUCCAGCACCUUCAAUCGCAAGCGAGGCCUCAUCCACUUGUGUGGGGCAGACUGCAUUGGAGAGGGCGACUUUGCUCUUCAUAUAGGAGCUCUCAAGGUCUACGAGCAUGCAGACUUCGAAGCAGACUACGUGUCGGCUCACUACAGACGAGCUGCAUUGAAGUGGAUGACAGAAGACCUCAGCGAUUUGGAGGAUCCUGGCACCAGAUUGGAUAUCACAGGUGGGGAGACUGCCGUGCCAGGGGAGGCAGAGGAAAACGUCCCUGCGGCAGGGGAGCCCCCGGGAGCGGCGGCCAAGCCUGCCCAGUCCCGAGGAAUCUAUAUGUCGCCAGGCUAUUCACCCUCACCGUUGCGAGAGAGGUUGGAGGAUGGCAGUCACCUGAGAGCGCCGGGCGGCCCUGCCCAGGCCGCUGCCAAGGAGGAGAAGCAGAAAGACCGUCGAAGGCGAGAAGAAAAGAGAGAAGCUGGACAAGUGGUGUUGGAGGCUCGAAAGCACGCCAAGAUGGCCGCUCGCCUCGCCAACCAGGAUCUUUGGACUGGUGGCGGAGGGGGCAAGGCAAAAGGAGGAGAAGAUCCCCGAAAAGUGACGGGACCUGCAGAGGCCCUAGGUGACGCGCUGGCUUUAGCCGGGCGCGAAAACCAAUUAAGCUUGGAGCCUACCGGAUCACUCCCGGCUCUACAUUUCCACUCCGAGAAGGGGAUUUGCAUGAGGUGGUUGGAGUUUUUAGAAGGGUUGCACUUCAGAGCGCUGUGGGAGACGACCACGUCGCGCGCUGGUGGGCAGAUGCCUGGGUGUGUUUGGCCCUUAGAAGCUAAUGCUCUUUCAGGGGCCACGCCGGAGUUAGCUCCUGGCAGCUGGACUCGAGUUGAGCGGUCAGCGGCUGACAGUGUUAGGGCGGCCGUGCUUCGUAAAGGAGUUGUCUCUUCAAGGGGCAAUAGGGUUUCUGCAGCUCGGCGAGCCACUGAGCUGGGCGCUGAAAUUCAUGGAGAUGAGAAGAUGUUAGGGGUGAGCAUAGCCAAACUGGUUCAGCUCAUACAAAGUACCCUGUGUUUGGUAUGUCAGAGGCUGGUGAACCGGAAGCACCUACAAAUCUUGGCUGGGCGCUGGGUGUUUGCCCUUCAAUUCAGGCGCCCAGCAAUGAGUUUCUUGCAGCGAACAUGGGAACUGGUUGGAGGUAACGUAAAAGUGACAGCUGGCCUGCGGUGCGCAAUCAAGCGAGAGCUUCUGAACUUGGUCAGCUGCAGUUUCUUGCUACAUUGCAACUUAGGGGCUAGUAUUUCCAAGCAUGUGGUGGCUGCAGACGCCUCUGAACUGGGAGGCGCGGUAGGAUUCACUACACAACUGUCUUCUGCAGGGCAGGAUUUUGUUCAGGCCAACCGAAAGCUUGAGCGGUCACCGGAUUCGCAAGUUAUUCCGGUGCUGGUGAUCAGCCUUUUCAACGGCAUAGGGGGAUCAUUCCGUGCCUAUGACAUAAUUGGAGUUGAACCCAUGGGAAGGAUAGCAGUAGAACUUGAUGAUGGGGCAAACCGAGUAACAUCGAGACGAUGGCCUAAUACGAUUUUUGUCAAGGAUGUCAAGUUGGUCACUCGUGCAGAAGUGAGAAAGUGGAGCUUGAAAUUUUUGAAAGUGAAAGAAAUUCACCUGUGGGGAGGCUUCCCAUGUACGGACCUGUCAGCGGUGAAGUUCAACCGCCUCAACUUGCUGGGAAGUCAGAGCAGUCUUUUCUGGGAAGUUCCUAGGAUUAGCGGCCUACUUCGUGAGGAGUUUGAUGUGGGAGUGGUUAUAAAGGAGGUUCUGGAAAAUGUGGCAUCCAUGGACCGCAGCGCGGCUGAAGAGAUUACUGCAGAGGUAGGUGGAACACAAGAGCUAUUACGAUGA
Molecule: messenger RNA, 2649 nt
Organism: Cladocopium goreaui
Lineage: Eukaryota; Dinophyceae; Suessiales; Symbiodiniaceae
Source: the annotation of a GenBank genome assembly